Indicator indicator is the source of this 964-nucleotide messenger RNA. RefSeq names its product solute carrier family 25 member 36 (gene SLC25A36). Gene Ontology annotation, cellular component: mitochondrion. Gene Ontology annotation, molecular function: pyrimidine nucleotide transmembrane transporter activity. NCBI's taxonomy places the organism in Eukaryota, Metazoa, Chordata, Aves, Piciformes, Indicatoridae. Bases 1 to 921 code for a protein of 306 amino acids. Gene Ontology annotation, biological process: pyrimidine nucleotide import into mitochondrion. The record is from RefSeq and is a predicted model, not a curated record. The transcript has 7 exons.
AUGAAAAUUCAGGUAUUUUUAUGUGGAGGUACAGUUGGUGCAAUUCUGACAUGUCCACUGGAAGUUGUAAAAACACGUUUGCAGUCCUCCUCUGUGACUCUCUACGUCUCUGAAGUCCAUCUCAGCACUGUGAAUGGUGCUAGUGUCAAUCGAGUAACCAGAGUUUCUCCUGGACCUCUUCAUUGUUUGAAGAUGAUCUUGCAGAAGGAAGGUCCUCGUUCUCUCUUCAGAGGGCUGGGUCCUAAUUUAGUAGGCGUUGCUCCUUCCAGAGCAAUAUAUUUUGCUGCUUAUUCAAACUGCAAGGAAAAGUUGAACAAUAUUUUCAAUCCAGAUUCAACCCAGGUACACAUGAUUUCAGCUGGUGUGGCAGGUUUUACUGCCAUCACAACAACUAAUCCCAUUUGGCUGGUAAAGACACGAUUACAGCUUGAUGCAAGAAACCGUGGAGAAAAGCGAAUGAGUGCUUUUGAAUGUGUCCGAAAGGUUUAUCGAUCAGAUGGUGUUAAAGGCUUUUACAGAGGAAUGUCUGCUUCCUAUGCAGGCAUAUCUGAGACUGUUAUUCAUUUUGUUAUUUAUGAGAGUAUUAAGAGAAAACUACUUGAGCAUAAGACUGCUUCUGCCAUGGACAAUGAGGAUGAAUCAGCAAAAGAAGCUUCAGACUUUGUUGGAAUGAUGAUGGCAGCUGCCACUUCCAAAACAUGUGCAACGUCUAUAGCAUAUCCCCAUGAGGUUGUACGAACAAGACUAAGAGAAGAGGGAACAAAGUACAGAUCUUUCUUCCAGACGCUAUCUUUGCUUGUGCGAGAAGAAGGGUAUGGAUCCCUCUACCGUGGUUUAACUACACAUCUGAUCAGACAGAUUCCAAACACGGCUAUCAUGAUGUCAACCUAUGAAGUGGUAGUCUACUUGCUGGAUGGAUAGCAGUGUGACAAGGCUUUCUAGAAGAAGGUGGAAGAUGGAAAGA